UCGCCUUCAUCCUUCGCCAGUGCCAUGGGGGCGGUCGACUAUACGAAACGCUUCGCGCACACACCGCGGCUCCCUUACCCCCUUAUUAAAAUUUACGUCACUCGCCUGUCAAAACUUACUCAAACAAAUAACGCGCGGACCUCAUUAACUAAAUACGUUCUUUAUUGACAUUUAUUUAAUUAAUAAACUCGACGUUUUUAUUGGUGCUUUGAAUAAAUACAAGAAGUGAAAAAGUUAUUGGAUGGAUAAAUGGUACUGUAAUUCGUGUAAAGAAUGCGUGUUGGUGGGUGGCGAACUAGCUUGUAACAAGAGAAUACUGUAAACAAAAGAGGCGGUAUGGACUAAGUAUACUGUGUUUAAAGUGAAAGUGUAUUCAAGAGAUGUUCAUGGGACAGCGCAUAGCUGGUGGAAUGGAGUUGUGUCCGUGGCCCGGAAGCCGCAUUUUCGUGGCUUUCUUUGCUACUGUCUUUUGGGGAAUGGGUGUGCGAGGUCUUCAUAAUUUGGAGAUUAAUGUCCCCAACGCGGUACUUGUUGGAGAGACAGUAACCUUGGAGUGCAGUUGGCAACUGGAAGACGAGGAAGCGUUGUACAGUGUCAAAUGGUAUCGCGGACGAGAAGAGUUCUAUAGGUACAUUCCUAAGGAAUUGCCACAUACCAGAGUAUUUCCUUUGCCAGGAAUUGAAGUCGAUAUAUCGCGGUCGGGCGCCCGGCGCGUGGUGUUGCAGCAAGCAACGCCCGCCAUGGCCGGACGGUUUCGCUGCGAAGUGUCGGCAGACGCUCCCACAUUCCACACCGAACUAAGAUCUGCUCCUUUGGAAGUCGUCGAACCACCAGAAUGGGGUCCAAAAUUGGUGUCAGAUCGGUCAUGGUACGGAGUGGGCUCUACACUUCGGGCUACGUGUGCAUCUCCUUCAUCGCAUCCAGCUGCUAAUCUCACAUUCGCACUUAACGGCCAAGAGAUCGAAAUGGAUGACGUUGUACACAAAUUACCCGCAUGGUUCAAAUGGGAUCCUCCGCCCAAAAUGGAAACAACGACCACUGAUCUGCCCGAUAGUGAAUUCAAUUUCUUUCACGAAGACAGUAACAUUCAAUAUUUGGACGAAUCUUAUAUAAACCUUCACAAAGAGGAGAUAAGAAGGCCACAGAAAGAAAGUCUGAAGCCAACGUACGAGAGGACAGAGCCCGACAAUAGACUGCCGUCGGUGGGGGAAGUGUCUUUCGUAGUUCGUAACGAGGCAUUCGAGCGAGGUAGUCUACGGUUGACCUGCAUAGCGAGCAUAUAUAACCUGUACGCGGCACGCUCUGAACUAAUUUUCGAUAUGGAGCAGCCAGAAGUUGCGUCCGUAUUAGGUGUCCGGAAUAGCUCUGUAGGUUCGUCUCCGUGCAAAAUUUGUCGAAUAACGGCGUUCCUCGUCUUACUGUCAUACAGGAUCCGGUAGUUCAUCCAUUCAUUACUUUUAUGUUAAUGACUAAAGUACAAACAUCUUUCGAUAAGUUUUAAGUACAGUUUUGUUUUUAGAAACUUAUAGAACAUAUCUUACUGUAGACAUGUUUGUUGAUUAUGUUUGGUUAUUUUUAUGACGAUGAUAAAGUUGCGGAGUUAAUUUGAAAGUGAACAUUUUCAUGCAUAUUAUAGAUUCAGGUCGAUUAGGCCAAGAUUUAGAAUCAAUAUCAAUAUAAGUGAUUAUAAAUAAAUGUGUAAAUAUAAUGUGAUAGAUUAAUAAAUUGCGCGUAGUGUAACUGUUUAUAAAACAUGCGUAACGUGUAAUAGGAAAUUGAAUCUCAGCGAACUAAAAUAUAAUUUACAACGAUGAUCUAUAUUUAAACGGAAUCCCUAAAACAUAGGGAGAUAUUAUACCCGUACGAAAGACUGAUGAAUAAAGGUUUUAUUGUUGGAGUACAGUUUACAAAUUUUAUUUAAAAUAUAUCUAACAUAAAAUGAUGCAUUAUUUUAUCGAAUUUCUUGAGUGUGUACAAACGCAUUUAGUUCAAUUUCACGUGGACACAUUUCUCUUCUGGUACGUCAUUCGACAGUGUUUUAACCGUUACCUAUAAAAUGUACAUAACAAUAGUAUAUGCAUUAAAAUAUUGUGUAAAUGAUAAAAGAAUAGAAUUAUACUAUGUUGGAACUGCA
This is a messenger RNA of Manduca sexta (tobacco hornworm), 2134 nucleotides long. RefSeq lists its product as uncharacterized. NCBI's taxonomy places the organism in Eukaryota, Metazoa, Arthropoda, Insecta, Lepidoptera, Sphingidae. The coding region runs from base 381 to 1439 and encodes 352 amino acids. The transcript has 7 exons. The record is from RefSeq and is a predicted model, not a curated record.